CGCCGCGCCGCUCCGCACGGCCCUGCCCCCCUGCCGCUUAUCGCGAGUUUGCGCAGCUGACAGCCGCUGGAGGCCGAGUCGCCGUUAAAAACUGGUGGUCGCAGCCGCGUCGUGCAGUCAGGCUCUGGCGAGACUCCGAGGAACUGCGGAACUAGGAGCGGCGGCCUCGCCGUGUAGCCCUGACUGCCGUUCAAUUGGCCGAGCGACCUACUGUGACCGCUGGUUUUGCUGUGCAUCCGUCCGCCCAGCGCUGGGCUUCCUCGCUUCUCUCUGCGUCGCUGCGAUUGCCUUUUCUUUAAUUUCGUGGACAGUGACAGUUUCUUGCCAUGAAUCUUUCGUUCGCUGGAUGUGGAUUUUUGGGGAUUUAUCAUGUGGGGGUAGCCGUGUGCUUCAAGAAAUACGCGCCUCAUCUAUUGUUGAACAAGAUUUCCGGGGCUUCUGCCGGUGCGAUUGCUGCCUGCGCCCUGCUGUGCGAUCUACCCAUCGAAGGGGCAGCCUCAUCAGUCACCCAGAGCAUCCCGGACACUCAAAGCCUUCGCAAGCAAGCCGCCCAUUCACAAGGGCUGAUCUUGAUGAAAGAAACAAAUGGGAGCAAGUUUUGCCAGACAAUGCACACCUUCUGGUAAAUGGCAAGCUUCAUAUUUCUCUCACUCGUGUGUAUGAUGGAAAAAAUGUCAUUGUUUCACAUUUUAACAGCAAAGAAGAUCUCUUGCAGGCUCUGUUAGCAAGCUGUUUCGUCCCGGUUUUCUCAGGAUUGCUACCACCUCGGUUUCAUGGCAUUCGUUAUAUGGAUGGAGGCUUUAGUGACAAUCUACCCACAUUAGACGAGAACACAAUCACUGUUAGUCCUUUUUGUGGAGAAAGUGACAUUUGCCCAAGGGAUCCUUCUUCUCAACUGUUUCAUGUGAAUGUUGCUAAUACCAGUAUUGAACUUUCCAAAGAGAACAUGUAUAGGUUUACAAGAAUUCUGUUUCCACCAAAACCUGAGGUCCUGGCCAGUAUGUGUCAACAAGGAUAUGAAGAUGCUCUAAGCUUUCUCCAUAGAAACAAACUAAUCAACUGCACCAGGUGUCUUGCUGUGCAAUCAACGUUUAUUCUCUCCAGCACCCCAGAUGAAAAUUUGGAAUAUGAUCCCCAAUGUCGAGAGUGUAAAAAACAUAGACAAGAAGCUAUGAUGGGAAAUUUACCUGACACAAUACUGACAGUAUUUCAAGAUGCCAUAGAAUCUGCCAAUAAAGGCCUUAUCAAUUGGAUUUUUAAACAUCGCAGUAUGAAACUUCUGUCAGUGCUAAGCCUUCCAUGUACCUUGCCAGCAGAUAUAAUAUAUGCAACUUUUACAAACUUUGUUGGUAACACUGUGCAGACCCGAUCGCAUGCUCUACGUGUAGUAGGCAAUGCCAGGCUACAAGCCAUAGAAAACUGUAGCUGUUCUGAAAACGAUGUUUCUAAUGAACUAACUCAUUACAGAUUUAUGAGAGCUGCUCCAGAUCUUGGAAAUAACUUGUUAGUUAUGAGCAAGUUCUUGGUGAAUCAACUAACCAUGAUGUUGAACAACCUCAGCCAAAGUCAGCAAUUAAGUGCAGAUGUUACAUGUCAAAUGUCCCUGACAAACUAUAGUGAUGAUAUGGAGGCAGAUGCAGUUGAGGAUUCUGGACCUCCCAAAAACAAUGUUAAUUUUAAUUUUACUUUAAAUUAUGACAACAGAGAGCUCCCGGGACAAAUAACACCACAAAGAGGAAUGUCCAGAUGGCCAAGUAUGACGGUUAAUAGACAAGGAACUGACAUGCCCAUGGAUAAUGAUACGUUUGAACACAUACUUCAAGUUACAUCACAUCAUGAAGCUGUAAUGGCUUUCUAUUAUAUGGACGAAGACAAUAAGGUUAAAGUCACUGAAAUAUUUGAUGUGACGGAUGCAGACACUUCAGCUAUGCUGUCUCCUGAAGAACGUGAAAAUAAUACAAGACUUGAAUUUGAUGGUGACUGGAAUGAACCCCUUGUUAGUACAUGGACAUCUCAACAGACUCUUUUUGAUGAUGACCUUGGUGAUGGUCAGUACAGCACUGGAGGAUUUUCAGAUGCAUCCUAUGAGGAUGGUUUGGAUUUAGAUAGUGGAAAUAUAUUUUCUGAUCCUGAAAGCGAGUGGAAUGCAAACACACAAGGAAAUGAACACAGACCAGAGAAAGCGUCAAGUCCUCUGUCUCUCCCAGAAUCUGAUCAACCAAAAGUAGAAGAAACUCAGAGAUCAAGAAAGAACUCCUUUGUAAUAAUGAAAUGAAGUAGUGGAAUUGGUGAUGGUGAUAAAUUGGCAGAAAGAACUCCUUGACUUUUUUCUGUGAAUAUAAAAUUGUGAUAUUUGUAAAUAAUGUACCUAAACAAUGCACUGAUUGGACCUUGUCCAAUGUAUAUAAGAUAAAUGCCUGGGAGACAUGCACAUUCCUUACACACUAAGUUUUGUUAAUAAUUUAAAUGUAAAUCUGUCAGGCCUUGUUUAAAGGAGUGGAGGAAUAUAUGCAAUGUGCUGCAUACAUUUUUUGCAAGUUUUUCGUGCAUGUAAAUCAGUGCAUAAAAAAGGACUGAAGAAUUUAAGGUUUGAUUUACAUCAAACCACAUACAACUGUGAUGAAAUGUACAUAAUUCCAUAAAACCUAUAAUAUAGGCUUUACUUUUUUAUAAUAAAGACAAUGUGAUAAGAACAUCUAGUUUUUCAUUUCAGUAAGAAUAUUAUCAACAAUCAUGGUAAAUGUCUGAUUCUAUCUUGAAUAAGUUCACU
This is a messenger RNA of Gryllus bimaculatus (two-spotted cricket), 2770 nucleotides long. The record is from the annotation of a GenBank genome assembly. Lineage: Eukaryota; Metazoa; Arthropoda; Insecta; Orthoptera; Gryllidae.